GCAGAUGCCGGGAGCAGAACGUGCCCUUCUCCGGGAGGAUGUUCCCUUCCAUCCUGCAGCUCCCGGCGCUGGCUCCAGGAAUGUUUCUGUGUCCUUAAUGGUGAAUUCUGCUUUGUUCUGCUCCAGGCUCUCCCCGCUGCAUCAGGAGGUGCUGCCUCGGUGGCCAAAAGUAUCCGAGAUGGGCCGGCGCUCCUCGGACACGGAGGAGGAGAGCAGGAGCAGGAGGAAGAAGAAGCACCGGCGACGCUCCUCCUCCAGCAGCUCCUCGGACAGCCGCAGCUACAGCCGCAAAAAAUCGGGAAGGAAAUCCAGGUCAAGGUCGCGCUCCCGGGAUCUCCAGUCUUGGUCCCAUUCCUAUGAGAAAAGGCGCAGACACAGAUCCAGCAGCAGCUCUUCCUACGGCUCCAGGAGGAAGCGCAGCCGCUCCCGGGGCAGAGGGAAAUCCUACAGAUCCCAAAGAUCCCGCUCCAAGAGCAGAGCCAGGAGGUAA
Messenger RNA from Sturnus vulgaris (Common starling), 490 nucleotides. The record is from RefSeq and is a predicted model, not a curated record. Lineage: Eukaryota; Metazoa; Chordata; Aves; Passeriformes; Sturnidae.